AUGCUGCGGAAGGUUCAUGAGAGACACUGUUUGGAGGAGCAGAGAGGGGAGGGGGAGGGAGACACGAAGGAGGGAUCGGGGAGAUUGGGUGGACGACGUGGUAGGCAGCAGAAGUUCCAGGAGGGUAUAUACAUGAAGGAAAGGGUUUUGUCAGCAACGGUCACCGGCGGGGCUGACCAAGGGGACGGCCCCACUGCUGCAGAGACUGGUGCCACAGAACUGCCGCUACCACUGCCGGCAACACUCCCGGGAGGUAGCUGA
This is a messenger RNA of Geodia barretti, 261 nucleotides long. NCBI's taxonomy places the organism in Eukaryota, Metazoa, Porifera, Demospongiae, Tetractinellida, Geodiidae. The record is from the annotation of a GenBank genome assembly.